AACGAUACUUCGGUCGAUAAUAAACUGAGAAAACCUUUUUCAUAUGGAAGUUGAAACUCCUUCUUCUUCCCUCCCUUUUCAUCUCUAACGAUUAUUUUUCCUUUUCCGGUUUCCGACGACACAGCUUUUACAAAUUUUGUCCCUUUCCCCUCCGAUUCCCUUCAUUUUAUCCGGCGAAAUUUUGAUCAUGGGCAGCAGCGGCGGGUCGAAUCCUGGUCCGAUUUCCUGUGGGUCGUGGAUUCGGAGGCCCGAGAAUGUGAACUUAGCGCUCAUUGGAAGGUCCAGGCGACCGGAUUCAUCUCCUUCUACAGUUGAGAUUUUCUCGUUUGAUCCCAAAGUCGCUUCUCUUUCGUCAUCUCCUCUGACUGAAUUCGUGUUUGAAGAAUGCGACGGCGAUCUUGUCAGUGUUGCUGUUCACCCCAGUGGGGAUGAAAUUGUCUGUUCUACUACUCAAGGUGGAUGCAAAUUACUUGAGCUGUGUGGUCAAGAAUUAAACGUGAAGCUGUUGAUAAAAGAAUUGCCUUCACUGAAAGAUGUUGGUCCUCAAAGUUGCCUCACUUUCAGUGUCGAUGGUUCUAAACUUGCUACUGGUGGGGUGAAUGGACAUCUCAGAAUCUUGGAGUGGCCAAGCUUGCGCCCCAUUUUAGAUGAACCAAAUGCUCAUAAAUCUGUGAGGGAUAUGGACUUUAGCCUAGACUCAGAGUUCUUGGCUUCUACUUCCAGUGAUGGAUCAGCCAGAGUUUGGAAAACGGAUGAUGGAGUUCCUAUAACUACUUUGACCCGGAAUGCGGAUGAAAAAAUUGAGCUCUGUCGCUUUUCCAAGGAUGGGACUAAACCAUUUUUAUUUUGUACCGUCCAAAAAGGCGAGAAGGCUGUCAUGGCCGUUUGGGAUAUCAGUAAUUGGAAAAGAAUUGGGUAUAAGAGGUUGCUGAGAAAGCCUGCUUGCAUAAUGUCCAUCAGUCGAGAUGGAAAAUAUUUGGCUUUAGGAAGCAAGGAUGGGGACAUAUGUGUGGCGGAAGUAAAGAAAAUGGAAGUCAGUCAUAUGAGCAAGAGGCUGCAUCUGGGUACAUCCAUAAAAACUCUUGAGUUUUGCCCCAGUGAGAGGGUUAUUCUUACUAGUUCAGUUGAAUGGGGGGCUCUUGUUACCAAGCUAAAUGUGCCAGCUGACUGGAAAGAGUGGCAGAUCUACGUGCUGCUCAUAAGCCUUUUCUUGGCAUCGGCUGUUGUUUUUUACAUAUUUUACGAGAACUCCGAUUCAUUUUGGCAAUUCCCUCUUGGAAGAGAUCAACCAGCAAGACCCAGGUUUGAUUCAUUUGUUGGAGAUUCACAGUCACAGUCUGCUGAUGAUCCAUUUGGACCAGUUGACAUGUGAAUGCAAGAGCGUUAUCUAAUGACCGAACAUACGAAAGGGUCAACAAGCAUUGGUUUUCAGUUCUUCGAGCUUUUUGUGCCUAGCUUAGCUUUAAACUUCAUUUGCUUGCAAGUUCUUUUAUUUGUAGCAUCAUCCUAAGAAAACUGAUAAUGUAGUUGUUAUGAUGAUCAACUAGCCUGUUUGUCUGUGAUCAUUAAGUUGAAAGGAUAGAAAUUUCAAUCAUCUAUUAUUUACUCAUUUUUUAUGAUGAACAUUCUUGUUGCAAAUGGUCAUUUAAAAUAUUGCCUUGAGCUAA
This is a messenger RNA of Cucumis melo (muskmelon), 1667 nucleotides long. Its product is annotated as SEC12-like protein 1. Gene Ontology annotation, molecular function: guanyl-nucleotide exchange factor activity; GTPase activator activity; protein binding. Gene Ontology annotation, cellular component: endoplasmic reticulum membrane. Gene Ontology annotation, biological process: protein secretion. The transcript is spliced from 10 exons. Lineage: Eukaryota; Viridiplantae; Streptophyta; Magnoliopsida; Cucurbitales; Cucurbitaceae. The record is from RefSeq and is a predicted model, not a curated record. Bases 188 to 1372 code for a protein of 394 amino acids.